Molecule: messenger RNA, 210 nt
Organism: Ostertagia ostertagi
Lineage: Eukaryota; Metazoa; Nematoda; Chromadorea; Rhabditida; Trichostrongylidae
Source: the annotation of a GenBank genome assembly
AUGGUGACACGAAUCAGUGGUGUGCUGAGGACGAGCGAUUCGACUGGCAGUGUCGCGUCGAACGGCAGCGGACCCGAACCGGCAGCAUCAUCGUCACAACCCAGCAGUCCACAGCACCCUACACAAGAGGGUGCGAUUCUCACGACGAUGAUUGCUGCUCGUCAUUUGUCGAGUAAGUUUGUGAGCAAGAGACUAAGAGGAGUGUUGUGA